Racocetra persica is the source of this 347-nucleotide messenger RNA. Lineage: Eukaryota; Fungi; Glomeromycota; Glomeromycetes; Diversisporales; Gigasporaceae. The record is from the annotation of a GenBank genome assembly.
CAUAAUGAUAUUUCCAAGCAACGAAAUACUGGAACAUAUUUAACCAGAUAUGAAUGUGAAGAGCUUCUUUCAAUUUCCAUUAAUUUAAUAAAUCAAUAUGCAAACAUUAAGCUUAACCAUAAGCAGCUCCAUCAGCGACCACAAUUUAUUGGUAUAACAGAACAACUUGAUGGGCUCGAAAACCUAACAGUAGAUCAGGUAUAUUUUUGGUGGGCACAAGAAACAUCAGCAUUUUAUAGACAGCAUGAUGAUCAAUAUAAAUCUAUAAAGUUAUUUUUAAGUGAGAAAGGUUAUAAAAUCAUAUUUAAUUUGGAUAAGCCGAUACGUGUAUUUAGUUUCUUAACAGG